UUCAAGGAAUGAGGGAUGCGUUUAACAGUGGAAAAACAAGGCCAAUAGAAUGGAGAAUCCGACAAUUAAAACAAAUUGUAAAAAUGCUGAAGGAAACCACCUCAGAUAUUUUUGCAGUACUAGCAUCAGACUUGCGCAGACAUAAAUUUGAAACGUUUAUAUUGGAAAUUGAUUACACGGUCCAAGAGAUUGAAUACACGAUUGCGCAUCUUAAGGAGUGGUCGGUAACAGAGAAACCGUCUAAGGGAUUGGCGUACCUUUUUGAUUCGGUGGAAAUUCGGAAUGAUCCUUAUGGAGUUGUACUAAUCAUUGGUCCAUGGAAUUAUCCUCUUCAAUUGGCCUUGGUACCUGUAAUAGGCGCCAUUGCUGCUGGAAAUUGCGUGGUUUUGAAACCAUCUGAGGUAUCAUUAGCUACGGCGAAAUAUCUGAAGGAAACUCUUCCGAAAUAUGUGGACACGGAAUGUUUCCAUACAGUACUGGGUGGUAUUCCAGAAACGACAGAAUUACUCAAACAACGUUUUGAUUACAUUUUUUACACCGGAUCCUCCGUAGUUGGAAGAAUCAUACAAAACGCUGCUAAUAAGUAUCUCACGCCUGUUACAUUAGAGUUGGGUGGUAAAAGUCCUGUAUACAUAGACAACACAGUAGAUAUGCCGAUGGCGGUGAAACGCGUCUUGUGGGGUAAAUGUAUCAACGUUGGUCAAACUUGCAUCGCGCCCGAUUACGUUUUGUGUACACCUGAGGUACAGGAAAAAUUUGUUCAGGAAGCUAAAAUGACUAUAAAGGAAUGGUAUGGUGAAAAUCCACAGGAAAGUAUCGAUUUAACACGCGUGAUUGCGGAAAAACAAUAUCAACGACUUGUCAGUUAUUUAAGUGGCAAUGGGAAGAUUGCUGUUGGUGGCGAUGUAAAUCCUACAGAAAAGUAUAUUUCGCCCACAAUACUCAUCGAUGUGAAACCAACGGAUCCCAUCAUGCAAGAGGAGAUAUUUGGACCGAUACUGCCCAUAAUAAAUAUUAACAAUGCGUACGAAGCCAUUAAAUUCAUUAAUGACGGUGAAUGUCCACUAGUACUGUACGUAUUUUCCAAGAGCAAGAGAGUGCAAGAUUUAUUUGUGGACCAGAUCCGCUGCGGAUCCGUGUGCAUCAAUGACACGAUAAUGCACUUUGGCGUUGAAACUCUACCCUUUGGAGGAGUAGGAAAUUCCGGUAUAGGAGCCUAUCAUGGAAAAUAUACAUAUGACACGUUCACACACAAAAAAGGUUGCUUGAUCCGAAAUUACAACAAGAUCGCAGAAUUUUUAGCCAAAAAUCGUUUUCCGCCCUAUUCCGAUACGAAGAUGAAGAUACUUAGAUUACUUCUUGCAAGAAGACGUAUACCUGGUAAAAAAUAUUUGCCGUAUCUGUUGGCAUUUGGUGUUGGAGUGCUCAUCACAAUCGGAUUCAAAGCUAUAUUAAAGGUACAAAAACGGAUUUCUGCUUAAAUUGUACAUAAUUCA
This is a messenger RNA of Linepithema humile (Argentine ant), 1496 nucleotides long. The record is from RefSeq and is a predicted model, not a curated record. NCBI's taxonomy places the organism in Eukaryota, Metazoa, Arthropoda, Insecta, Hymenoptera, Formicidae.